Molecule: messenger RNA, 879 nt
Organism: Parnassius apollo (apollo)
Lineage: Eukaryota; Metazoa; Arthropoda; Insecta; Lepidoptera; Papilionidae
Source: the annotation of a GenBank genome assembly
AUGAACGGGGUGGGUUCCGAGUACAACAUGUCAAUCGUGAACUCCUACAAAAGGUUCAUGGAGAGGAACAGCGAUCCUCGGACAGAGAACUGGUGGCUGAUGUCAGGACCAGGUCCUCUCCUAACGCUUCUUGCCACGUACCUUUACUUUUGCACAUCUGUGGGUCCUCGGUACAUGAGAGACAGGAAACCGUACUCGCUGAAACAGCCUAUCAUAAUUUACAAUAUCAUUCAAAUAUUUAUGAGCAUGUUUUUGGUUUAUGAGGGCCUAGCCGCCGGCUGGUGGAACGAUUACAACUUUAGCUGUCAACCGGUGGACUACUCGUAUAACCCUAAGGCGUUCAGGAUGGCGGGAGCAGUCUGGUGGUACUUCUUCGCGAAGAUUAUCGAGCUGCUUGACACAAUAUUCUUCGUACUCAGGAAGAAAAAUAAACAAAUAUCAUUCCUUCAUCUUUACCAUCAUACAAUGAUGCCAAUUUGCGCUUGGAUUGGUGUCAAAUUCCUGCCAGGUGGUCACGGGACUCUCUUGGGCGUGAUAAAUUCCUUCAUCCAUGUGAUCAUGUAUACGUACUAUCUGAUCUCAGGCCUUGGUCCGCAGUAUCAAAAAUACCUGUGGUGGAAAAAACACCUUACCAGCAUGCAACUUGUCCAGUUCGUCAUCGUGUUCUAUCACAACUUCAGUGUGAUGUUCUGUGACUGCAACUACCCUAAGUUCAUCAACUUCUUACUGGCCCUCAACGCUGCUCUCUUCUUGUACAUGUUUGGUAAUUUCUAUUACCGAAGCUAUGUCAUGACUGAGACCGAAAACAACAAUGUAGCUGACAAAAUUCAAAGCAAACCAAGUCAAACAAUUGCAAAUGGCAAAGCGAAAGAAUGCUAG